Molecule: messenger RNA, 1578 nt
Organism: Chrysoperla carnea
Lineage: Eukaryota; Metazoa; Arthropoda; Insecta; Neuroptera; Chrysopidae
Gene: Ctu2
Product: cytoplasmic tRNA 2-thiolation protein 2
Exons: 1
Coding region: 102-1337 (411 amino acids)
Biological process (GO): tRNA wobble position uridine thiolation
Cellular component (GO): cytosol
Molecular function (GO): sulfurtransferase activity; tRNA binding
Source: RefSeq, a predicted model, not a curated record
CAUGACAAAUGUCAGAUUUGUAAAUGUGACUGAUACAUAACCUUCUAAUUUAAGUAAUCCACGUGAAAAUUCAUAAUAUUUUACAAACAAAAGUUUUAAACAUGUGUACGGUAUUAGAUGGAGAUUUAGAAGACGAAGAGAAAUUUAUGGAAGCGUUAACCAUCGAACCAAAAAGUAAAAACUGUUUAAAAUGUGGAACUGAAGAUACUUCAAUUGUUUUACGUGGAAAAGAUUCUUACUGUAUCAAUUGUUUUCAAGCUGCUAUGGACCAUAAAUUUCGAUCAACAUUAGGAAAAUCGCGUUUAUUACGUCAUGAGGACAAUGUAUUGAUAAUUUACCAAGGUGGUCCUGAAGUUAGUACUAUGUUAAAAAUUAUAGCAAACGGUUUAAAUCGAAAAGAAAGGCAUAAAAAAUUUGUAUUUAAUUCGAUUAUACUCUAUCUUGAGCAUGGAGCAAUUUUAAAUGAGAAUAUAGAAUCUCGAAAAAUUUUAGCUGAUAAAGUACAAAUGGAACUACGAGAUUAUGGAUUUCCUACUUAUAUUUCAUCCAUAUCCAAUACUGUUGGGAAUGAUGCAUUACUUUUUGAUGAGCUUAACUCGAGUUUUUUUGAUAAUCUGAGUGAUGAAGGUAUUAAAAAUGUUUUAAGUAAAAUAUCAACUUUAUCAGCACAGCAAGAUUUUCUAAAUACAGCUCAAAGAAAGCUUGUACUAAAAAUAGCAAAAAGCUUAAAUUGUAAAUUUGUAUUUUACCCGGAUAUUUCCGUGGAUAUUGCUAGCAAAACUUUGGCAGGAUUUGCUUUGGGUCGCGGUAGUCAUAUCACUAUGGAUGUAGGUUUUAGCGACACGCGCGAUCCAUUAGUAACAAUUUUACGUCCAAUGCGUGAUUUUAGUAGAGAAGAAAUAACAGAAUUUUGUAAAUUAAAUGAAUUAAAACCAAUUCAAGUAAAAAGAUUUGGUGAUACUGGAAAUUUAUAUUCAAGUAUACAAAAUUUGGCCGAUAAUUUUAUUGGAGAUUUGCAAAUGAAUUUCCCAUCAACAAUUUACACAGUUAUUAGAACAGCGGAUAAAUUAACGGCAAAUGAUACAACGGAAAUGGGAACAAAAUGUAAAUUUUGUUUAACACCACGCGAUAAUUUAACUGCUAAGGGCAAAGUAUCUGCCUUAAAUGCUGUUGAAUUUUCCCGUAUAGCAUCGAAACAAAGUGCAAAAAUGAUCACUAGUGGUAGCUACGAUCGGCCUGAAAUUGAUGGUUUGGAACAAAAUGAAUUUUGUCAUGGAUGUAAUUUAACGUUAAAUGAUGUCUCAGUACCAGAUUCGAUACUUGAAUUUAUUUUAUGAGGUUAAGAAAAACCUCGAUGCACGACGACGAAUAUCUUAUUAGAUGGAUUUGAUUAUGAUUUCCUGGGCGAUAAAGUUUGUCCAUGGAUUCUUGGAACAUGACGGAAUUAAAAAAAAAAAUUAAAAUGUACUUACACUUUGCUCAUGUUUGUAAUCCUUGAUGAGUAAAACAAGUUUCUUCAAGAACUAAAAGAGAAAAUUGUAAUUGUUUCAAAAUAUUUUUUAGCAGGAUGUGAUUUGU